Molecule: messenger RNA, 387 nt
Organism: Phaedon cochleariae (mustard beetle)
Lineage: Eukaryota; Metazoa; Arthropoda; Insecta; Coleoptera; Chrysomelidae
Source: the annotation of a GenBank genome assembly
AUGCAAGAAGCAGCACAUAUAUCGAUGAAACUACUGAAUUUCAUCGACAACAUACUUGUAACUCUUGGAUCAGACGGCCUUCUAAUAGCGCGAAGGGGUUCAGCAACGGAUAAUUUCCAAGAAAACUUACAAUUGAGUUCAGAACAUGUUAGACAUUAUCCUAUAGAAGAAAUUCAUGAUCUAGUGAACGUCAGUGGAGCUGGAGAUUGUUUUUCAAGUGGUUUCAUAGCAGCUGCAAUUUCAGGGAUGCCCGAAGAAGUGUGUGUGUCGGUUGGUUUUGCUGCUGCUAAACUAGCUUUACAGUGUCAAGCUGCGGUUCCAAUAGAAAUGUUCGAUAAAGGUCACGAAUGUUGGAAGACUCCAGCCAAAUACCAAACUAUAUUAUAA